Messenger RNA from Brassica napus (rape), 372 nucleotides. RefSeq lists its product as uncharacterized. The transcript has a single exon. The coding region runs from base 1 to 372 and encodes 123 amino acids. The record is from RefSeq and is a predicted model, not a curated record. NCBI's taxonomy places the organism in Eukaryota, Viridiplantae, Streptophyta, Magnoliopsida, Brassicales, Brassicaceae. Gene Ontology annotation, molecular function: nucleic acid binding; RNA-DNA hybrid ribonuclease activity.
AUGGGGAAGAUACAACUCAUGGGGUCAAGGAACUUACGGAGGAGGGAGACAUCGUUACACUCGGAACUGGAAGCUUUAAAGUGGGCAAUGGAGAGCAUGAUACAACACUCGACUUGUCAAGAGUUUGGGACGGACUGCAAGGAUCUGAUAGCAAUGAUGGAACAGCCACAAGAUUGGCCCAACUUCUCAACUGAGCUUGAAAACAUUCAAACUCUUCGGUUGUGUUUUUCAGACUUCAAGAUUACCUAUAUUCCGAGGACGCAGAAUGAGAUUGCCGAUGCGCUUGCUAGAAAUGCACGUUCUUUUCAUAGAUCAUUAUGUUUUAUUGGUUGUUCUAUUCCGGUCUGGCUUCCCAGACCACUUCAAGUUUGA